Molecule: messenger RNA, 2458 nt
Organism: Coregonus clupeaformis (lake whitefish)
Lineage: Eukaryota; Metazoa; Chordata; Actinopteri; Salmoniformes; Salmonidae
Exons: 3
Coding region: 20-1072 (350 amino acids)
Source: RefSeq, a predicted model, not a curated record
ACAACAACAGCCUUUCCUCAUGGGCUCUCGCAGGGAAGAAAUUAUUCGGCAAAAAUUCAAGCAAGAGGAUUUUGCCAAACCUGGCUUGCCCCGACCAGAAGACCUGCUGACCUCUCAGGCUGAAAAUACCAUGAUGCAUCUCACCGGCCAGAACCACCUGCUGGCAUCUAAAAAUAUGUGCGAUUCCAAAACACCUGGCCUCCAUCUGUCAGCCACACAGGCAGGGGAAGAGGAGGAGGUGUUGGUGAUGGUGGGUCGGCUUAUGCCAGGGUCCGCCAUGCUGCCCACGCCAGGCCAGGAGGGCCCUGCCACCCAGAGGGACUCCUUGCUCCUGGUCGGGUGCAGGUCUCCCCUGCCUGGCUUGUCCCCAGAGAGGGAGGGGGAGAACAUGCCCCUGCGGUGGCCUCUGAAGCUGGCCCCUCUGGAGCUGCCCAUGGAGGUACAGGAGGCCCAGAGACAGAAGAUGAAGGGAAUUGGGCUGGAGGCCAAGGCUGCUGCCCAUAAGCUGGACACUACGGUGGGCGACCAACCCUGCCCCAGGAAGGUGAAGGCCUGUGGUGUGAGAGGAGAGGGACCAGGACUGGUUAAGGGUACGGCAGAGUGUGUCUCCACCUCAGCCCCACAUCCCCUGCCUCUGACUGAAACAGCAUCCAGAGUCCAGCGACAGCAGAAGGUUCUGAGAGCGCAGCUUGCCCGUGCCAAUCCAAUCCAGAGACAGACAGGAGACAGGCUCUCAGAAGAUUCUGGUACUACCGUUAAAGGCCCUCCUCCUGCCCCUAGCAGCAAACCAGCCACUCCCUCUGCCUCUCUCCCCUCCAGCGCCAAAGCUCAGGCUCAGCAGGCGAUAGCACCACAUGGCGAGGAGAGCGCAUGCCAAGCGACCGGCACAUUCCAGCAGGAGACAGGCAGAAGGAGGCUGCGUCUGAAGAGGGCAGAGCGCCUCGAAGAGGAUCAGAGCAAAUCUAACAUGUCAACAGGAGGAUUACCUGGGGAAGAGGCCAAGCUGGCCCAAGGUGUCCAGCAGGGAAAAGCUCAGAGGGCAGAGACAGAGAAGGAUCUGACAAAAUCCUGAAGGAGGCCAGUCGCAUACUGGAGAAGGCUUCCAGGAAGAACGCCAGGCCGGAAUUACCGGAGAACCCGCUGGAAGUGUCCAGAAAGACCAUCAGGAGAAUGGCAGUGAGCAACCUCCAGAACACUGUCCUUUGACCUCUGACCCCUGAUCUUUGACCUCUUAACCCCUGACUCCUUUUGAGCAGCCCAGGAAGGAGUGAAAACAGACGUGACAGUGUUAAGUCGUGUGUUUACUUGUGCUUAUCACCUGGAGAUUACUAUAGAAAAGCCCCUGCAUCUUACUUUACACAGCAUCUGGUAUUCAAAGCAGCAAGCCAGUUACAAUGCCAAGUACCCUGGCAGGCAGUAUGUACAGUACAUAACAGAGGAUAAACAUAGAAGUAUAUUAUGGACCAAAACAUAUUUUAUAAAAAGAUGAUGCUGGUAAUACAUUUAAAUGCCAACAUGGUCACAUUAGAAUGUGUAAAAAAAAUUGUGACGUUUAACCAGUGUAGAUAUUCUGACAUAGGCUAUUCAAUCUCAUAUUUUGGAUGAGAUAUGUCUGCAUAUUCAGGUGACAUAAUCAUAUUUGAGCAUCACAAUAGCUAUGUAAAGCUAUGCGAAAAUGACCUGCAUUCAGGGAUUAUUAUCAAGGUCUCAUCAGACGGAUACAUUGGCUUCAUCUAUGACCACUGAAACAGCUCCAUCUAGUCCAAACAAUGGCAUUGAUUAGUAACAGAACUCACAAACAGAACCGCAGCAGUAAUCGGAUGUUUACAUUGACAACAGCAAAUUCAUGAGAUUUAAAAUAUGCCAUAUUUUCUGAAACAGCCACCCCACACUUUGGGUACUGUGUAUUUAGGCCUUCAGUUAAUUAUAUCAUCUUCCUGCACCUUAACUACUUUGUCAGGUGUGCAGUAGAUUCCUAUUGUACAUGUAAUCUAAGAAUAAUUUUAAAGUGAAAACUUUUCAGUCUUUAAGCAGUGUUUUUCCUCCUCUCAGCAUGCAUUACAGCUCUCUAUGUAUUUGGUAACAGAACAAGCCCCAUCCCUCACUGUAACAAGUGAAACUCCAGAUUCCCCUUCCUCCACUCUAAAAGAAUGACUGAAGAACACUCACAUAAAAAGGUCUACCUUCUGCCAAUUGGAACAGAGGAUGCUACUCUAGUCUAGACAUCAAAGUUUUGAGGUGACCCAUUUCCUUUCAAGUUAUUCCCUAAAUCUGGAUUUAGACAUUCCAGACAGUAGUUAUGGGAAUGUAAUUUAGGUAACGUAUGUUGACCCUUGACUAAAUCAGGCAGUUUAUCAUAGAGAAAAGAAAAGUCUCCCAAAACAUAUGUGAGAUUUCAAGUUUUCAGGUAUGUCAAAUCAAAUCAAGUUUUAUUUGUCACAUGCGCCAAAUACAACAG